Rhea pennata is the source of this 2514-nucleotide messenger RNA. It is a transcript of the gene KCNS3, whose product is annotated as potassium voltage-gated channel modifier subfamily S member 3. Gene Ontology annotation, molecular function: voltage-gated potassium channel activity; protein binding. Gene Ontology annotation, cellular component: membrane; voltage-gated potassium channel complex. The transcript is spliced from 4 exons. Gene Ontology annotation, biological process: protein homooligomerization; potassium ion transmembrane transport. The coding region runs from base 412 to 1920 and encodes 502 amino acids. NCBI's taxonomy places the organism in Eukaryota, Metazoa, Chordata, Aves, Rheiformes, Rheidae. The record is from RefSeq and is a predicted model, not a curated record.
GUCGCUCCGUCGGCGAGGGGGCACCCGCCGCAUUUCACCCCACGCGGGCUGCUCACGACGCCGUGUGUUUGCUACUUCAGCAAACCGGCAGUAGUGAAUCAGGAGCAGAUCAGUCCCCUCGGUACUGUCACGACCCGUGUGGUACUUGGCACCGGCGCCAGGAACCGCAGCAGGAAGGUAUCCACAGUUACUUGCUGAGGCAAAAUUGUUGUAGAAGUUCCAUCUCUGGAAGCUUCUGUUUCUAGAAAUGACAUUUCAGCACCAACUUAACAACAUUACCAUAGUGGCUGUGGCCAUGCAGUGGGAGAACAGGAAGAGCUUCUGGAACUGACCAAAGUCAUAAGAGGGUUGUGACACUCCAGGUUCAAUGUAGUCUUACUGGGCACCAACAGUGGAACUGUUCUGUUCAAAAUGGUUUAUGGUGAAUUUUUCCGCAGACCUGGCAAAGAUGCAGAACUUAUCAAUUUGAAUGUGGGUGGCUUUAAGCAAUCAGUGGAUCAAAGCACCUUGCUCCGAUUUCCUCAUACUAGACUUGGGAAACUUCUCAAAUGUCAUUCAGAAGAGGCUAUUCUAGAACUCUGUGAUGAUUAUAGCGUUGCAGACAAGGAAUAUUACUUUGACAGGAAUCCCUCCUUGUUCCGGUACGUUCUAAAUUUUUACUAUACAGGCAAACUUCAUGUCAUGGAGGAGCUUUGCGUCUUUUCAUUCUGCCAGGAAAUAGAGUACUGGGGGAUAAAUGAGCUAUUUAUUGAUUCCUGCUGCAGCAAUCGGUACCAAGAAAGGAAAGAGGAAGGUCCUGAGAAAGACUGGGAUCAGAAAAGCAAUGACAGAAGUAUAGAUUCUUCUAAUGAAGAAUCAUCUUUAUUUGAUAAAGAGCUGGAAAAGUUUGAUAAUCUGUGUUUUGGUGAAAUAAGAAGGAAGAUAUGGGUCAGAAUGGAAAACCCUGCAUACUGCUUGUCUGCCAAGUUAAUUGCCGUGUCCUCCUUAAGUGUUGUCCUGGCGUCGAUUGUUGCCAUGUGCAUCCACAGCAUGCCUGAGUUUCAGAGGCUGGAUGCCAAUGACAGGGAGAUUGAAGACCCUGUGCUGGAAGCCGUGGAGAUUGCCUGUAUUAUCUGGUUCACUGCUGAAUUAGUGAUCAGGCUCAUCACAGCACCAAGUCAAAAGAAGUUCUGGAAGAAACCACUGAACAUCAUUGAUUUUGUCUCUAUUAUCCCAUUUUAUGCCACAUUGGCAGUGGACACAAAGGAAGAAGAAAGUGAAGAUAUUGAAAACAUGGGGAAAGUGGUUCAGAUCCUCCGGUUAAUGAGGAUAUUUCGUAUCCUGAAACUGGCCAGGCACUCUGUAGGACUGCGGUCUUUAGGUGCCACUUUGAGACAUAGCUAUCAGGAAGUUGGACUUCUGCUUUUGUUUCUGUCUGUUGGGAUUUCUAUUUUCUCUGUUCUUGUCUACUCAGUGGAGAAAGAUGAUGACUCAUCAGAACUGCACAGCAUCCCAGUUUGCUGGUGGUGGGCAACCAUCAGCAUGACCACUGUUGGUUAUGGGGACACCUACCCUGUCACUCUUGCUGGAAAGCUGCUUGGCACCCUUUGUAUUAUAUGUGGGAUAUUAGUGGUGGCACUUCCAAUCACCAUUAUUUUCAAUAAGUUUUCUAAGUACUAUCAAAAACAAAAAGAUAUUGAUCCGGACCAGUGCAACAAUGAUCACAAAGAGAAAUGUAAUGACCUACCAUAUUUUAACAUUAGGGAUAUUUAUGCAAAAAAGAUGCACUCCUUCAUUUCUAGCCUUUCUUCUGUAGGAAUUGUAGUCAGCGACCAAGAUUCAACAGAUGCCUCCAGCAUCCAAGAAACGGAGGAAGUUUAUAACACAACAUCUGUAGAGAAUGAACGAGCAUCUUUAGUCUCUUUGAAGAUCCGUCUGUGAUUGGACCUGUGCUGGUUACUCAUGACCAUAAAUAGGGUAAAAUAGAGUCUUCCCUAGCACCCGAAGAGACACAGCAGCCCCUUCCCUUUCAGGCGGCUAACAGAACUGUCUAGCACAUCCUGAACGGACAAAAUCGCAAUCAGUAAGAGGUCUAAAUGGGGCUCUAGUGCCAAAUUUGAUCCUGUUGCACAGUCACCUAUAGAACCUAUUACGAACACCUAUUUCACCACCUAAUAAUCCACCUUUCACUACUGACAGACAUCAUUCUUUUUUGUCAGGAGGAGACUGACACUAAAUCACAUGCUCCCCCCCAAUCCGGCAUCACCUUUUCAUCAUGAUUUCUCUGAUCCCCUCAUGAUUCACACUAGAAGUGUGAUGGAGCUUUUGGGUUCUGUGCAACUCUGCAGACUGCUCUGUAUCGCAGUGGUUGACAUCUGGUGCUGCCUAUGUAUAAUACAAAUAUGUUGUGACGAAUAAAUGCUACUGCUUGCUGUUUCCUUGCUCCUACUGUGUAAAAUCUCAAUAAAAGUUAAAUUUAUCACUAGACAAACUGUGCAAAUAUCUCAGCUAACUUUCAUAAUAAGGCAAGCUACC